Culex quinquefasciatus (southern house mosquito) is the source of this 5052-nucleotide messenger RNA. RefSeq lists its product as uncharacterized. The record is from RefSeq and is a predicted model, not a curated record. The transcript is spliced from 3 exons. Bases 1 to 5052 code for a protein of 1683 amino acids. Gene Ontology annotation, molecular function: aspartic-type endopeptidase activity; nucleic acid binding. Gene Ontology annotation, biological process: DNA integration; proteolysis. Lineage: Eukaryota; Metazoa; Arthropoda; Insecta; Diptera; Culicidae.
AUGGACAAACUGGAACGGGUCCGAAAUGCGCAGCUUGCGCAGGUGAAAAGGGAGCUUGCAGCGGCCGAAAAGCUCGGCGAACGGAAAGCAUCCAUUGGAGAAGCGACGGAUCGGCUGGAGCUGCUCAAAGAACUCGCCGGAAAGUUCCGGCAGACACAGGAGAGCAUCGAACAGGAGCAAGAGAAUCCGGAGGUCAUUGCCUCAGUCCACGACUAUCGGGAGGAAUUUAACGAAUCGUACUACGCCGCACGGAAUCUUUUGGAAAAGUACAUCGUUGACAACAAUCCGGAUGAAACAGGUUCUACGGAUAGUGGCCACACGGUGAUCGAUGGAAACGGCGAACUGCGCGAAGCGAUGCGACUACUGCUGAACACUCAGCGUACCAUGAUGGAGCGUUCGGGGAAUGCAGGUGGAAAUCUGGAGCCGGCGGGGAACAACGUACCGAAUGUUAGACUUCCGGCGAUCGACGUGCCAAAGUUCAGCGGGGAACGGAAGCACUGGAGCUCUUUCAAAGAUAUCUACACCACGACCAUUCACAACCGGAACGAUUUGAGACCGUCGCUGAAGAUGCAGUACUUGGUCUCGUAUGUGGACGGGUUCGCGCAGCAGCUAGUAGGCCGGUACUCGAUCUCCGAUGCCCACUACGAGGAGGCAUGGACAGCGCUCAAGGACUACUACGACAAGAAAAAGUUCACCGUAUUUGCCUUGGUUCGAGAGUUCGUGGAACAACCGGCGGUGGAAGAAGCAGUUUCUGGCGAACUUCGAAAGCUCGCCACGACUUCCGAUGAGGUCGUGCGUCAACUCAACGCACUUGGAGCUGAGUUCAACACACGAGAUCCGUGGCUUAUCCACAUUCUGCUGGAAAAGCUCGACGACGAAACGCGUUCACUGUGGGCGCAACGUAUUGUCGAAGUGGACAACCCCCUCGUUGGACGACUUCCUGAAAUUUUUGGGCAACCGGUGCGAUGCGCUGGAAACCUGCUCAGCGUUUUCGAGGAAGGUGUCGCCGAACGUUCUUCCCAAGAAGGAGACCACGAAGAAACCGCCGUCGGAGAAAAAAAGAAGAUGGACCUGCAGUGCAAACGGGAUCUGGUGGCACAGGAAAAGUUGUGUUACAACUGUUUGCGAUCGUCACACAUUGCCAAGUCCUGCAGUUCGAAAUCAGUGUGCCGGAAUGCGGACUGCAAACAGCGUCACCACACGUUGUUGUGCCCGAAAAGUACGGUGAGACAAGUGGUGAACGAGAGCGCAACGGAAGAAAACUCCACGAUCGAUCCUGUCGUCACGAUGGUGGCGCAAGUGCCAGCGGAUGUGCCACGGAAAGCGUUCAUUCUGCCCACAGCCAUCAUCCGCAUUCGGGGAGUUGACGGCCGUCUGAUUCAAGCACGGGCACUCGUCGAUUCCGGUUCAGAAGCAUCGUUGAUCUCGGAGGCCUGCGUUAGCAAACUCGGACUGCCACGUGCCAACGGAAAGGUGGCGGUCACCGGUAUGGGGCAACAAGCUGCUGGAACAACGCGAGGAGUGGUGAAGCUCGAAAUUGCCAACCGGUUCGACGACACAAGCGUGCUACAGACGAUGGCCUACGUCAUGGGGAAACUGACGUCCACACUCCCAACGCAGCUCUGCCAGGUGCAUCCAAGCCUCUUGGACAGAGAUGUUCAAGAUUUCCUCGCUGAUCCGGCGUACCAGCGUCCGGGGCCGAUCGAUUUGAUCCUGGGAUGUGAUGUCUUUCUUGCUCUAUUGCGGCCGGGGCAAGUCAAGGACGACGGAGGGGUUCCUGUUGCGCAGAACACAAUCUUCGGGUGGAUUGUGUCCGGGAAUCAAGCCAUCUACACGCAUCGUAUCCAAGCCAACGUCUCGAUAGUUAAUCUUCACGCAGAGUUAGACAUCAAUCGCACCUUGCGGAUGUUUUGGGAGCAGGAAGAGAUUCCGAAACCGGCGCAACUUACUCCAUCUGAAGAAGCUGCCGCCGAGUUUUUCAAGUCCACGCUUUCACGGGAGAAAGAUGGACGUUUCAUCGUACGAUUGCCGUUUGACGAGUCGAAACCGGCGCUUGGGGAAUCGCUGGGUCCAGCCAUCAAACGAUUGCGAUCAAUGGAAAGGCGUUUCCGGAGUGAUUCGGAGUUCCACAAGCUUUACUCCGAUUUCCUCACCGAGUACCAGGCCCUGGGGCACAUGGAAGAGGUGCCAGCGAACGAGGUGGAAGUAGAAGCUGGAAAGUGUUGCUAUCUACCUCACCACGCCGUCGUCAAGGACAGCACGACAACAAAAUUGCGAGUGGUUUUCGACGCCUCCUGUGCAACGUCGACCGGAGUGUCCCUCAAUGACAGGCUGCUUGCAGGACCUAACGUGAACCAGGAGCUGUUCUCUGUGUUUCUGCGCUUUCGAACCUACAAGGUGGCGUUUACGGCAGAUGCUGAAAAGAUGUACCGACAGGUGUGGGUGCAUCCAGCGGACCGGGACUAUCAGCGGAUCGUGUUCCGCGAAACGGAGGACCAACCCAUCAAGCACUACCGGCUGUGCACCGUUACUUACGGCACCAAGUGCGCUCCGUACUUAGCAAUCGAAUCGAUGAAGCAAGCAGCCAGCGAGUUCAAACUCAAGUAUCCGGAGGCGGCCCAGAAGAUCGAGUUGGACACGUACGUCGACGAUUUUCUCUCCGGAGCACAAACGGUGCAGCGGGCGAAGGAGUUAAAGAGCCAAGUCGUGGAGAUUCUGGAGUCCGCUGGUUUCCACCUGCGGAAAUGGACCACUAACUGCCCGGAGCUACUUCAACACGCGGCGGAGACAGACCAGACGCCGGUUGAGGUGAAACUGGACGAACGAGCGAACGCGGUCAAGGCACUUGGAAUUUUGUGGCAUCCCAAGGAGGACGAAUUCUCGUUCAAGGUCAACCUCAGCCCGAACAGUGUCAACACCAAACGACAACUACUUUCGGAUUCUUCCAAGUUGUUUGACCCGCGAUUCGCACCCAACAAGGACGGCAAGAUCGAGUUGCACGGGUUUUCGGAUGCAUCGGAAGCGGCGUACUCGGCGGUGGUGUAUGCGAGGGAACCUGACGAAACUGGACAAGCGGAGAUGAACCUACUGGCAGCUAAGACGAAGGUGGCGCCGAUACGCCAAGUGUGCGUACCCAGACUGGAGUUAAACGGUGGGACUCUUCUGGCAAAUCUGAUGCUGGCGAUAGUUGCGGCGCUUUCGCAUCUCGAGGUGGAACUCUACGCAUACACGGACAGCAGCAUUGUUCUUCACUGGCUAUCUGCGCACCCACGCAAGUGGAAGACGUAUGUGGCCAAUCGUACGUCGGCCAUUCUCGAAGUGCUGCCACGUGAUCGCUGGAGCCACGUGCGAAGCGAGAACAACCCGGCAGACUGCGCCUCUCGUGGGCUCACCCCAGCUGAGCUGGUAGCGCACCCAAUGUGGCCCCAUGGACCCAAGGAGAUGAACUCGAAGGAUGACAGCUGGAAGAACGUACCACUCGAACCGAUAGACGACGAGGACCUGUUGGAAACCCGCCAGCUCAAGGUGUUGCACAGUACUGCAAUGGUCAUCCGAACGGACUACAGCAUCGAGUCACGGCUGUUGGCACGGCGGUCGAGCUACACGCUCAUUGUACGUACACUGGCGUACGUCAAUCGUUUUCUGUUGGCACUCAAGUCUGAAGAUGCAAACUUGGAACCAGGUCUGUCCCCAAACGAAAUUUACGAUGCGAAAGCUCAGUUGGCUCGAUUUGCACAACACGGCGCGUACGAGAAGGAAAUUCAGCUGCUACUGAAAGGCGAAGAACUCCCGGCUAAGGACAAGCUGUCUGCUCUUCAUCCGUUUCUUGAUGGCCAAGGCACAAUGCGAGUAGGAGGGCGGCUUCAGAACUCCUCGCAUCCGUACGAUGUCAAGCACCCCAUCAUCUUGCCGGGCAGCCACAAGGUGACGGAGCUGUUGCUGCGAGAACUACAUUUGCGAAACCUGCACGCCGGACCUACACUUCUCACAGCUACGGUCAACCAACAGUACUGGGUGAUUGGACUCCAAGCAGCUGUUCGUCAAGCGGUUCAAGGUUGCGCCCGGUGCGUGCGGCUCAAGGGAAAGACGGCUUCGCAACUCAUGGGCAGCCUGCCUGUGACUCGAGUGAUGGGGACUAGAGCAUUUGCGCACGUCGGCGUGGAUUACGCAGGUCCAGUGAAGGUUCACGCAUCCUGCGUGCGAGGCGUAAAGACCACAAAGGGAUACAUCGUAGUUUUCGUGUGCAUGGCCACAAAGGCCGUCCAUUUGGAACUCGCCAGUGAUUUAUCUACCAACACCUUCAUUGGCGCACUGAAGCGGUUCGUAUCGAGGCGUUCGCACCCGAACGAGAUGUGGUCCGACUGCGGCACAAACUUCGUGGGAGCAGACACGUGGCUGAAGGAGAUCCGAGGUGCGCUGGAGAAGCACAACGUAGCUGCUAACCGGUUCCUGACUAAUUUGGGCAUCAAAUGGGUGUUCAAUCCACCAUCAGCACCGCACCGUGGUGGGCUCUGGGAGGCCGCGGUAAAGAGUGCAAAGAAGCAUCUGGUCGCGGUGCUAGGAUCCGACGCAGCUACAUUUGAGGAACUUUCAACGGUGCUGACGCAAGUAGAGGCAUGCCUCAAUUCACGUCCGUUGUGCCCACUUUCAGCGGACCCGGAUAGCUACGAAGCAUUGACACCUGGUCACUUCUUAGUUGGACAACCGCUAAACCUCAUCCCGGAACCAGGUGUGCAGCACCUCCCGAUGAAUCGCUUGGACAAGUGGCAAUUGGUACACAGACAUACGACGGAUAUUUGGAGCCGUUGGCGGGAUGAAUAUCUCGCUCACCUGCAGCCAAGAACGAAAUGGAGGACGACCGAGACCAACGUAAAGGAGGAUCAGCUGGUGCUGGUCAAAAACGACAACGCACCGCCGACUCAGUGGGAGUUGGCCAGGAUUGUGAAGCUGCACCCGGACGCAUCUGGAGUUGUCCGGACGGUAACGCUGCGACGAGGUCAAGCGGAGUACUUGCGCCCCGUUCAAAAGAUCUGUGUACUACCAACUGAUUGA